AUUUGUACUUACCCUUCUCCUCCUUAUUCCUCUAGCCUUCUCUCAAGUUUUCCUCUCACAAAAUAAAAGCAAAGAGGAUAGUUAAAAUCGAGCUUCUUGCUUGUUUUUCUUGAUGUUUUGUGGAGGGAUUUAAUUAAUUGAUUCUCUACCAAGGGGAAGGGGGAAUUUGCAAAGUAAAAGGGAAUUAAGAAUCUUUGAUUAAAAAAAAAAAUGAUAACGGUGGGGAGAAUUUGCAAUAUAAUUCAUGGGCUGAAGCCGGUGUUGUUGAUGGUGGUGGUGCAGGUGGCGCUGGCCGGAGUGAAUGUGUUCUAUAAAUUGGCUUCAAAUGACGGAAUGAGUGUUCGAGUAAUGGUGGCUUACCGCUUCCUCUUUGCUUCCGCUGCCGUUGUUCCACUUGCCCUUUAUUUCGAGAGGAGUACUAGACCGAAAUUAACGUGGAUGGUUCUCAUUCAAGCAUUUAUUUGUGCAUUAUUUGGGGGAUCGCUUGCCCAGAAUUUGUAUGGACAAAGUCUGGUCAUGACUUCCGCAACGUUUGCUUCAGCCACGACAAAUCUCAUCCCCGCAAUGACCUUCACCAUGGCCAUAUUCUUUGGGUUGGAGAGAUUCGAUUUAAAGAGUACGGCAGGGAAAGCAAAAGUGAUAGGAACAUUAAUCUGCAUGGGUGGGGCUAUGCUGUUAACGUUUUACAAAGGCGUUGAAAUUAAAUUGUGGUCAACUCACCAAGGGGGACUUCAAGGUACACGUGGACACUCUGCAACACGUCACCACAAUCCCAGUGAUCACAUCAUGGGCCCACUUCUUGCUAUAGCGAGCUGUUUUUCUUGUUCAUUCGGUUUGAUAUUUCAGGCCAAAAUGAGUAAGAGAUACCCUUGCCAUUAUUCAAGCACGGCUUUAAUAUGUUUGAUGGGCAGUGUUCAAGCUGUUGUCUUUGCUCUUUGCUUUGAACAAAACCAUUGGGAAAAAUGGAGAUUAGGGUUUGAUAUUAGACUUCUCGCAGUUGCUUACUCGGGAAUGGUGGGUUCAGGACUCAUGGUGGUACUCACCAUGUGGUGCGUUAGGAUGCGAGGUCCUUUAUUCGUAUCUGUUUUUAGUCCUCUGAUGCUUGUCCUCGUUGCCAUUGCCGGAUCCUUGUUUCUUGAUGAACAGUUGCACCUUGGAAGUGUUCUUGGAGCUUUAGUGAUAGUGUGCGGAUUGUACUCGGUGCUUUGGGGAAACAGCAAAGAAAUGAAGAGAAUUACUCGAUUGGUGCCGAGCUUAGAAAAAUCUGAUGAACAGCAGGAACUCGAAAUGGCGAUGACAGAGAACGAAAAGGAUGCCAAGAGUUGCAACGUGAUGGCCAUUGGGGUUGCACCAAAUUUUCUACCCAGUCCAAGGGUUGAUGAUGCUUCAGAUGAUGAUGAAGAACAAGGAAAUGGUGAUAAAUAUUUGGAAGAGGGACUUCCAAUAUCCAAAGGAAGGGCCUAGACAUUGGCCAAGAACAUCAUUUCAAUAAGAAGAGUAUAUAUAUGUGUUUCAUCCCUGCAACUGACCAGGCAAAGUGACAGAAAUGCGAGACUUUUGGAUGAAUAGACAUGACUCUAUGUGUUCUAAUUAAUUAGCUUAACUAUAACUUUAUUAUUUGUUCUUUUCUAUUUUGCAAUUUUAUUAAUUAAUUAAUCAGAUUUAGGAACCGUUUUUCCAGUGUACUUCAUGACUGUAUCGAUCUGUGUGCUUGUUCUAUAUUCCAGUAGUUCACUUGGUUUCCAAGAUGAAUCUUUUGUUGAAACCGUAGUCAAAUGCUAUUCUAAACAAUGUCUUAUUAAAGGUAGC
Messenger RNA from Oldenlandia corymbosa var. corymbosa, 1809 nucleotides. The record is from the annotation of a GenBank genome assembly. NCBI's taxonomy places the organism in Eukaryota, Viridiplantae, Streptophyta, Magnoliopsida, Gentianales, Rubiaceae.